Molecule: messenger RNA, 1209 nt
Organism: Nannospalax galili (Upper Galilee mountains blind mole rat)
Lineage: Eukaryota; Metazoa; Chordata; Mammalia; Rodentia; Spalacidae
Product: zinc finger protein 791-like
Exons: 3
Biological process (GO): regulation of transcription by RNA polymerase II
Cellular component (GO): nucleus
Molecular function (GO): DNA-binding transcription factor activity, RNA polymerase II-specific; RNA polymerase II cis-regulatory region sequence-specific DNA binding
Source: RefSeq, a predicted model, not a curated record
GAAUUGACAUUCAAGGAUGUGUCCAUAGACUUCUCCCAGGAAGAAUGGGAAUGCCUAGAUUCUGCUCAGAGGGCUUUGUACAGUGAAGUGAUGUUGGAGAACUACCACAAUCUGGUUUUCCUUGAAUGUGGAAAAGGUUUCACUGUGAAACGGACAAAUCUUAGAAGACAUCAGCAAAUACAUACUGGAGAGAAAUCGUAAAUAUGUGAAGAAGGUGGAAAGUCUCUUAUUGAGAUGUCAGUUCUUACAGUAUGUAAGCGAAUACAUACUGGAGAGAAACCCUACAGAUGUGAAGAAUGUGGCAAGUCCUUUUGUCAAAUAUCACAUCUGAGAGCACAUCAGCAAAUACACACUGGAGAGAAACACUACAGAUGUGAAGAAUGUGGCAAGUCCUUUUCUCAAACGUCAGGUCUUAGAAUACAUCAGCGAUUACAUACUGGAGAGAAACCCUACAGAUGUGAAGAAUGUGGCAAGUCCUUUAGAUGUAUAUCAAAUUUUAGAACACAUCAGCGAUUACAUACUGGAGAGAAACCCUACAGGUGUGAAGAAUGUGGCAAGUCCUUUAGUCAAAUGUCAGAUCUUAGAGUACAUCAGCGAUUACAUACUGGAGAGAAACCCUACAGAUGUGAAGAAUGUGGCAAGUCCUUUAGAUGUAUAUCAAAUUUUAGAACACAUCAGCGAAUACAUACUGGAGAGAAACCCUACAGAUGUCACAAAUGUGGCAAGUCCUUUUCUCAAACGUCAGGUCUUAGAAUACAUCAGCGAUUACAUACUGGAGAGAAACCCUACAGAUGUGAAGAAUGUGGCAAGUCCUUUAGAUGUAUAUCAAAUUUUAGAACACAUCAGCGAAUACAUACUGGAGAGAAACCCUACAGGUGUGAAGAAUGUGGCAAGUCCUUUGGUCAAAUAUCACAUCUGAGAACACAUCAGCGAAUACAUACUGGAGAGAAACCCUACAGUUGUGAAGAAUGUGGCAAGUCCUUUUCUCAAACGUCAAAUUUUAGAACACAUCAGCGAUUACAUACUGGAGAGAAACCCUACAGGUGUGAAGAAUGUGGCAAGUCCUUUAGUCAAAUGUCACAUCUGAGAGCACAUCAGCGAAUACAUACUGGAGAGAAACCAUACAGAUGUAAAGAAUGUGGCAAGUCCUUUUGUCAAAUGUCACAUCUGAGAGCACACCAGCAGAUACAUACUAGAGAGAAACCCUAG